Molecule: messenger RNA, 5658 nt
Organism: Phycodurus eques (leafy seadragon)
Lineage: Eukaryota; Metazoa; Chordata; Actinopteri; Syngnathiformes; Syngnathidae
Gene: plekhh3
Product: pleckstrin homology, MyTH4 and FERM domain containing H3
Exons: 13
Coding region: 453-2780 (775 amino acids)
Biological process (GO): signal transduction
Cellular component (GO): cytoskeleton
Source: RefSeq, a predicted model, not a curated record
AGCAGACUGUGCUUGACAGUGAUACGCUCCCGUGUGACUUAUUAACUUUAUCGACCAGCUUUUACAACGUUUGCUGCCAUUCUGAAAGGCAAGGGGACUUGUAUUUGAGCCCCAAGUUCCUCGUGUGAGAUUAGCUUGACACUUUUGGGGUUUUGCUUUCGGGACAAGUGAACUUAUUGCCCAGCAAGGUGGACUUGUUCAAUUGCCUUUCUACCGUUUUCCUUUUUUUCUUUUUUUUGUGGACUUCCAUUCGGACGGGGGUUUUGUGUCCCAUUUCCAAAGGGGAGAGUCGCAUGCUCCCCUCCAUCCCCGUCGUCGGGUCUCUAUGGAGAGUUUGCCCCGGCGGAGGCGCGCACGCUGCUCGCGUUCUACGCCGAGGCCGCCCCGCCGAGUGGUGACUCGUGAAUUUCUCGACCUGGAUACGACGAGGCGACACGCUUAACCUCAUUUGAAUGCCUGUGCAAGGUUUCUGCUGGUUGCUGUGCUGCCGCCACGGCUUCAGUUUGCUGGGCAGGGACUAUGGGGAGAAAGAGGAGGAAGAGUCUUUCGAGUUGCGCAAUAAGGACGACCUGACUCCCAAUGGGCAGAGUCCAGCCGAGGUGAUUCACGUUUCUCAACCGACUUCUACGGCCAAUGGGACAAACGGCGUGGCCGUGUCAGACGCGGCUGAUGAGAUGAAGACCCUUAUCCUGGAGAAGAACAAGAUGGCCCUGGAAGAAGAACCUGAAAUUCUGGUCAAAGGUUGGCUGCUGCGCGAGGUACGAGGCAACUGGAUCAAGCAGCGGCGGUUCUGGUUUGUGUUGAGCCAGGACUCGCUAGACUACUACAGCGGCCCGGAAAAGGGAGCCCGCCGACUGGGAACGCUGGUGCUCACCAGCCUCUGCUCGGUCAUCUGGCCAGACAAGCAGACCUUCAAGGAGACUGGCUACUGGAGCAUCACAGUGUAUGGGCGCAAGCACUGCUACAGGCUGUACACCAAGCACUUCAACGAGGCCGUGCACUGGGCCUGCGCCAUCCAGAAAAUCAUCGACACCAAAGCGCCUGUGGAAACGCCCACGCAACUCCUGAUCCAGGACAUCGAGGAGAACAAGUUCAACCCUGAGGUGGUGGAGCACAUCUUCCAGCACAACCCCAUCCUCAAGUACACCCAGGGCCCCCUCUACGCCUCACUGCUGCCCUUCCCCUAUGGCAGCCUCGAGCACACAUACCACCACGGCAAGGGCUACGGCUCGUUGUGUGAGGAGGCCGUCAAGCUCUUCAACAGCCUGCAGCAGCUGGAGUCUGUUCACGAUGCCGUGCCCAUCAUCCAGGGCGUGCUCCAGACCUGCCUCGACCUGCGACCGCUGCGCGAUGAGGUCUACUGCCAGCUCGUAAAGCAGACCAGCCACACGCCUGUCCCCUACACCGUCGCCCACCUGCGCUACUGGCAGCUGCUCACCUGCAUGAGCUGCACCUUCCUGCCCGGAGCCGCUGUCCUCAAAUACCUGCGCUUCCACCUCAAGCGAAUCCAGAACCAGAGUCCUGAAUCAGAGAUGGACAACUACGCGUCCUUCAUCAGCGAGGCUCUGGAGAAGACCAAGUGUCGCGAGUGUGUGCCGUCAUGGGAGGAGAUCCACAUGCUGAUGAGCAGGCAGGAGAUGCUGUGCACGGUGCACUACCCCGGAUCUGGGUGCUGCCAGCUAUACAUCAGCUCACAUACCACCGCCAAUGAGGUGGUGCAGAGGAUGCAGCAGAGGCUAGGCCUGAAGGACAGCAAGAACACAUUUGCUCUAUACGAGCAAAACGCGCUGUGGGAGCAACCGGUGACGGGCGGCGCGCUCAUUGCAGACAUCCUCACCAGCAUCUCCAGCAAAGAGUGCGAGUCCAAAGGCCAGCGCAAGCUGUGCUUCAAGCUCUACUGUCUUCUGGACGCGGACAGCAUUUCAGUGGACAGCAUCGAAUAUCUCUUCCUCUUUGAGCAGUGCCACGAGAUGGUGGUACGCGGCCAGCUGCCCGCCUGCGAGGAGGACCUCCAGACAUUGGCGGCGCUCCGGCUUCAGGCCGUCAGGGGGGACUUCAGCAUGCACGCGCCCUGCCCGCCCCUGGACGAACUCUUCCCCAGCCACGUGCUGGAAGCCCGUGUCCUCAUGGCCCAGGUGCUGCCCCCCUGCCAGGUGGCCGCGCCGACGGGCUGCCCCGUCACGCAGCGCUUCCCCACGGGUCUGCUGGCGGGAGCCCUGUGGAGCCACGCGGCGGCGGCCCACAAGCAGAAGGUGGAGAAGGACCUGCGCCUACGCAGCCGCGUGAAGGAGGAGGCGGCGGCCGUCAUGGGAUCCAUCUUGGAGCGCUGGAGGGGCCUGUUGGGCUCCAACUGCAGAGAUAGUAUGGCUGCCUACCUGGGCAUAGCGCGGCAGUGGUCCGGAUUUGGAUGCACACUGUAUGAAGUCGACUUCUACAUUAGUUCAACAGGGAGUUUUUCCCAGAAGUUGUGGUUGGGCGUAGCGGCCAGCAGCGUAUCUCUGUAUCGCCAAGGAGAGGCCGAGGCCCUCGAGUCGUUUCCUUACGGACAAAUCUGCUCGUACGGCGUCUCCGACAGCAACACGUUCAAGAUCAGCGCCGGCGGCCGCGACAUGCUCUUCGAAACCAACAAGCUGAGCGAGAUCACGCAGCUGAUGAACGCUUACUUCAACGCCACCCGUCUGCAGCGAGGCAAAAGCGACGCCGUCAAAAUCCACGACGGCACACCGGUGGGCUUCCGGCACGCCCCGGCCCUCCUGGAGCUGCCCUCGCACCCCGUCUAAGAUGGACGCCUCCCUGCCGCCUGGGGGCCGGUGGGGGAGGGACGAAGGCGGGGGAUGUUCUCGAACACGAACCUUCAGAGCUGGACCACGAAGUACUUCCGCAUCUGCUUUCUGUCUUUCGCCUAUUUGGGUUGACUUUCCUCGAAGGCGGCCAUCAUCCCCUCCCUUCCCGCGACCUUCAUCAAGGAGUUUUCAUAAGGUCCCGGAUCAGGCUCGCAUUACUGCGCAAGUGUUGAUGCAGCCAACCAUGUGAACUUGGAACUGGAAACAGAUGUUGCGCCUUUGCAGCUCAAGUCACGAUGGCCGCUGCGCUCACGUGCAGAACCCUGACGGGAGGAUCGCUGUUGCCGCCGCCGCCGCUGCUUCUUCUUCUAUGUUUUCGCACCCACUUGUUCGGCCUUGACUGAUGUCGUCACAGCGCAGCUCAACUCUGUUAACAAUGAUAAAACAGUGGUAUCUUGAUUUAGGAUGGCACCAAUUUAUGAGUGUCCCCUUUUACGGGCCGUAGCUCAUUUGAUUGUUUUUUGCUGUUUUUCUUCGGACAAAUUUGAGUUAGGGUUGAGCCACAACACCCGCCCAGCAUCCCACGUCUCACUGAUAAUUGAGCCAAUGAGAACUCGAGUGGAGGAAGUCCACUUUUGUCAUUUUGCUUGAGAGCGAUCUAAAGUUUUACAACAAGGUAAUGAUAAUAGUUUUUACAGUAUUUAUGUUUCUAAUUUCUUUAUUCAUUUCUGCACGUAAAUUAAAAACAAGAAGAAAAACAAAACAAUGUUACCCUACUCUAGUUCUCAGUGGCUCAAGUUUACAUUAUUAUCUUUGCAAUGAUGUCAGACAGUCAACAUGGUGACAAGGCAGCCUAUCGGAUAUCUGGUCCGCAAGAGUUUUCAAGCAUAGAUUCUUAACACCUCCACACAUGCAAAUGAUUCCGCUCAAUACAUACUACAGACACACACACACAAAAUUAUACAAUGAAAGAAAUGUUCUAUUACACGAGCUCAGUCCUGGAACAAAUUCAAGAUCAAUGUGUGUGUAUAAGAAGAAAUAAUAACAGGUGCAUCUCCUUUUUUUUUUUUUUUUUUUUUCAAAUUAUUAUUAUUUUUUAAACAACCAAGCUGUACUAGCGCAAACCCCCACCCCCCUGAGCCGCAAUCACUGGACACUUCAUUAGGUACACUUGCACAGUCCAAUAAUGACAUUCUCCCUUCAAAAAGAUAAUAAUGCUCAGUAUUAAUCAUUUAACAAUGUGUGUCAUAAUUAUUGUUGUUGUUGGUUGCACUGAAUGCAUUAUAACAAGAGCUCUUGUCCGUCACAAUUGAGCAUUGUUCAUUUUCAUAUUGAAUCAUUAGUUGGUGCAAGUGUUCCUAAUCAAGUGAGCUCUGAAUAAGGCCAAGGAUACUUUUGUAGUAUUAUUUACUUUAAAAAAAAAAAAAAAAAGUUUUUAAAUGCUUUUAUUUUUUUUGAAUAAUGUCUGUGGUUAAGUGCGCCUUUUCACGUUAGCAUCGCGUUUGAGCAACGGCACCUCAGGUGUCGUAUUCGCUGCUCAGGUUAUAUGGAAAUACACUUUUGUGGCAUAUUUAUUCACAGUUGUGCUCAUAAGUGUACAUUCCCUGACAGAAUUGUGUAUUCCUUUCUUGAAACAAAACAUGAGUGAUCAGGCAAAACAUAUUCACAUAUUUUAUUUUUUUAUGACUACCAAAAAAAAAAACGGUAAAUGGGUUUUACUUGUACAGUGUAGUGCUUUUCUGUCUUCAAGCUCAUUCAUCUACUGAUGAUCCAAGUGGGGCUUUAGUUUCUUGGUCAUGGAAAAAAAAAAUAUCCUAAAACUUGCCAAUAAUUCACAAAUUCUGCCACAAGGUAAGUAAAUUUAUGAGCACAACUGUAAUUGACGUGUUUGCAAAAGUUUAAUGCAAAUUAGAACAAAAAAUGUUGGAAAAUCCUCUAUGGUGGGAUUUUUUUUUUUUUUAUCUCACAUGCACGCACAAAAUAAGACAAGCACUCACACAAACAUAAACGCAGGCACACAAAAACACAUGCAUAUACAAAAACAUAUAGAAAACAUACAACACAUGCACACACACACAAAAACACGAACAUCCACACAGACACAGAGCCCCAGGAAAGGCAAAUCAAGCCAUCCUCGACAAAUUGGUCAAAAAGCUGCCUCAGGUGAUUCCAAAUAAAAGUGAGUCCUUUCAUGAUGGCAUUUUUGGCUUUUAAUUGGUGGGAGCUGUUCGUUGUACAUUUUGGGGGCUUUGGAACAAAUGUCUCAAAGAAUUUUCAACUGUAAGAUUGAGGCGCCGAAAAUGGAUGGCUGGAUUUGGGCCUUUCGUGUCCAAACGAUCACAAUGUGUCAUAGUAGCAAGCAAAGGACCGUCUGACAAUUUUUUGCAAAUAGGGUGUUGAUGCUUAAAACAACAACAAAAACAUUAACCGUUUAUUCCCAGAGCCAAAGUGUUGCCAAGUUAUAGGAUGGACCAAAGAUGUUUUUUUUAAUAUAUAUUUUUACAAAUUUCCCCUCUCCCUGCCCCACCCUCCAGUUUUCUAUUAAAGCCUUUAUUUUAGGAGCGAUUCUGUGGAGCUAAUCGUGCAGCAUAAGUUGCCCAUGUGAGAAUAAAUUUUAAAAAAAGAAAGAAAUGCCACCAGUUUCUUAGAUAUCAGAUCAAUCUGCUCAACUUUGACUGCUUCGCAGCUGCAGGCAGCUCCGGGAUGAUGUAGCUAAACAAUAAGAAAAGAAAGCGUUUUUUGUUUUAUAUUCAGCUUGUUUGUACGCUGCAUUGUACCUCUUUAUCUAACGUGUGUGUAUAGUUGAUUGCACUAUUUUUUAACUAACCUGGAAGUGCAAUAAGACAAUGUAAUUAAUAAAAACAGCACCAUUUUA